CUUUCUGUGUUUCAUUUCACGGGCAGACAUUUUUUAAAGUGCACACAUAAAGAAGUGACCGAAUGUAGACGAAGAAAGUCUUAAAAUUUUCAAUUAGUAAUUUAAUAGUAAAAAAAUUGUAUUAUUUAACAAAAACAGUUUGAAAUUAAUAUUUUCUAUAUAGUUAAAACAAAAGCAAGCAUUUUUAUCAAUAAAUAUACUGCGUUUUUAAAUAAAAUGAGUUCAGUGGAUUCAAGUGGUGGAACUGGUGGUGGUGGCGCGCCUGGGCCAGGAGGUAGCAGUGUAGGGGGAGGUGGUGGAGUAGGAAGUGGUGGAGGCCCCGGCAGUGUUGGUGGCGGCACAAGUAGCAAUAAUGGAGCUCUAAACUCCAACUUAGCUGGUAUGGGAUCCACUCAGCCACCAACGGGAGAAGCACACAAAAACAUUAAAACCCAUUUCAUACAACCUAACCUUAUUCAUCAAUACCACCACCAACAACAACAAGCACCAGUGCAUUCAACAGCGUUCGUCAUUCCAUCACCAACAACUACAACUAUUACAACAUCAACAACUGUCAUAUCAAGCCAACAACAACAAAAACACAAACGCAACACCAAUCCCAAUUCCAAUCCCAAUUCCAUGUUACACAGUUCCAAUGCAACAACACCAUACCACAAUAAUAUCCCCCAGCCUACCCAUCCACCCGUGCAUACAACACACUUACCCACCAGCGAUAUUAAUACCUAUUCAUACAAUCAAACAAACACUAACCAUCAAAAUCUUUAUCAGCACGCUCCCAUGCAGUUUAUUAAAGCGGCACAUAUCCAUCCAUAUUCUUUUAAUCCAGUUGCAGCUAAAAUUUCACAUGUCAAGGCAACCAUAGACGGCACUCUAGUUAACACCAGCACGAGUGGUGGCAGCAAUUUACAACUUGGCAGUGGCAUUGCUAGCGGAGUCAGUACUAUAAUGACCAGUAGCGUUUCAACUACUGGACCCAUUAAAAUGACCACAGCUGGUGGCGCCAUAGCCACUUCUAUAGGUGGUACACCCAUCGCACUCAAUGUGGCGCAGUCACCCACCGCUAUACGUACCAUUGGUGCAGGCGGUCAAUCGACCCAGGUGCGUGUUGUUAUGCCUACAAACAUUAUACCGAUCAAACAAUUUGAUCAUAGUGGUGUCGGCCGUACACAGAUAACGGCUAUAUCUGCUGGCGUAGCCGGUGUAAAUUCUCGAACCGUUUCCAACACAUCGAUAACAGUAACAAGACCAGUGACUCAAACAACUUAUUUACCACGUGCUGGUGUGACAGCUACUCAAAUGACAGCAGUCUGUUCUGGGCAACGUCUUGUGACGCCAAUUCGCACAGGACCGGGCAGUGGUAACAUGAAUACCAGCGCCACUGUUACGGGCUUAGCAACAGCUGGCGGAUUCGUACGUGGCGCUACCGCUACGGUUAAUCGCAACACAUCAUCACCAGCAACAUCUGUAAUAUCUUCUGGUACUAGUACGGCUUGGAUGCAAACCAAUACUGGCCAGGUGCAACUUAUAAGAGCUAUUCCACAGCAAACACAAAAGCGCAUAAUUACCGCACAAGGCAUGACUACCACACCUGGCUCCUAUAGCAACACUGGCUUGGGCGGAGGCCUGGGUACAUCUGUUAGCGGUACUGUGCUUGCUACCACGCCACCAACAGUUGUACAAACUGGUGGUGGUGGUCAAAACCAAAACCAACAGAGCGGUCAAGGCGGACAAUCUACCAUUCAAGCAGUGCCAUCCUCGGGAGUGUCCCACGGCAGUCAGCCACAAUCCCAGCAGCAGCAAACGUAUGUUGCCACACUAGCCACCGUAUUACCACCACGACAGCAUCAAGCCACACUCGUUUACUCAUCGAAUGUCGCACCAACUUCACAACCGCUCACGCAGCAACCACAGCAAUUCAAUCCGACAUUAGCAGCUGGACAACGGCUUGCAGUAGCUACGCAGCUCUCUGCAGCGGCCACAUCAGUCACCGGCACCACGUCACGUCAAAUACGACCUAUAGCAUUACCAAAAUCCUUCUCUGCAGCAAAGUUGAACACAACCAGCAUAAGUAUACGUGCACCAAACAUAACUUCCACACUGCAGCCGGUUGCAGGUGGUGUCAUAGGUGGCAGUGUCGGCUCCGUGGUGGCAUCAGCAAAUGCGGCAUCGAACAAUUCAUCGCGCAAUACAACAAUGGGUGGUGUAACAACAGGAGUAGGUGGCAAUGUCAUACCUACAGCAAAUUUGCCGACAACGCGUAUAAUUCAACUUCAACAGCAGCCGGGUACGGCACAGCCUAUUAUCGGCUCAACGGGACGUUUAUCGGGAAAUGUCAUGUUUCAGCCAUUAAUCGUCAACGCAUCGGGCACCGGGAAACUUGUUUCCAGCCUGCGUCAACCGGUUUCGAUGACCGCCAAACCGUCGCUUACCAUAACGCCGUUCGGUUUGCCUAAAAUGACCGCUACCGGUAGCGGCAAUGCUACGCAAGUAGGCGUUAACUUGCAACAACAGCAGCAGCACAUAGCAACCAGUAUGCAAUCGUCCAUUGGCAGUAACAACAAUAUGGGAUCGAGUUCAAGUGGUGCUGGUGGGAGUGGUUCACCAGCUUUAUCUAUUAACACGCCUACUUCCAGCGGAGGCAGUGGCGCAAAUCUAUCCACAGCACAGCUUGUUAAUGUUUCGCAAGCGACCGGCCAACUGUUAGCCACACAGAAUAUAGUUUCAUCAGGUGCCGGUGGGGGCGCCACAGUCCUACCUUUAGCUAUUACAUCACGUGGCAACAACAUUUUGACAGGCACCAUAACACCACUCAAAAAUGCUGGUGCCAUAACCGUGGGUAAAGUGAUGACUGCCGCAAAUGUAGGCAAUUUAGAUAGCAGCAACAGCGGACCAGGUGGCGCAAGUAUAAUAACCAGCAGUGCCGGUCCGCCCACAAGCGUUUACAUACAUCAGGCGCCUCCAACACAGCGCACACACGGACCAAGCGUUAGCAUUAGUAACGCCAGUUUACAUGCACCAUCCUCAACGUCGAGUAGCAACACCACGGUGCUCACAACCACAGGCAGCGGCAUACCCACAUCAGGGAGUGCUUUCUUACCACCAGGCGGCACAAUUUAUUACGAAUCAAUCCCGGCAAGCUCGAUGCAAGUCUCCACAGGUGUACUCUCCCUUACCACCACAACUGCAACAAACAGCACUUUACAACCAACACAGAAUCAACUGGCUAACGCAGUGUCAGCUUCAAAUUUAGCGAUUUCUUCAUUACCAUUCGCUGUAUCUGCUGCCUCACAUGCUGGCAACUCUACGGCUACUUUCACCGUGGUGCCGUCAGCCGGCGGGCGUUCUAUUGGUCAAUUGCAGAUACCGGUUUCCGCAGCCCCGGCUGGCACACAAAUUCAAGUUCCAUUACGCUUUAGCACACAAGGAGCUGCCAGUGCCAGUUCCUCAAAUACAAUAUCGGCCGAUACUAUUUCCGUGUCACAAGCAACACAACAGUUACUGCAACAAGGUGGUAUUGCUGGGGGUCAACAACUACUUAUACCGGCUUCAGCAGCAGCAGCCGCUGCGGUACAUCAAGCGGGCAGUGGUUCAGCUACGGCUACGCUAGCCGCCGCACAAGGUCAACAUGUUGUCAUACCGCUCCAAACAUCGAUUAAGGUGAGUGGUGGCAACGCUGGCUCAACCGUCGUCUCCAAUUUUCUACGCAAACGUGAUGCUGAUGGCUCGCCGGUACGCGCUGCUAAAAAUCUUGCACCGACUUUAUUAUCAAUGAGCGGCACUAGCGGCGGCGCGUCCAUGUCAAAUGUAACUGCCUCACCUGCAGCCUCUUCCGUGGGCAGCGUGUUCAGCAUUACCUCGGUAGCAUCAUCAAUGGCGCCAUCGCAAGUGCAACCGUCGUCGUCGUCAUCCUCCUCUGCCGCACUCACCACCGAAGCUUUGGCGAAAAAGGAUCGUGCACAGGCAUCAACUAGUGGUGGCGGUGUUAUAACGCAGCGAGUGGUACGUGGUGAGUCACCGGCCUCGUCAGAUGGCUCUACAACCGUAUCGGCGAAUUCAUCGCCAGGCGUAGAACAGCAAAUGCAGGAUGGCAAUAUGAUGAUGAUAAAUCAUAUGCCCCAUGGCACAAACGAAUCCACACACUUUAAUCCCAUUAAUGAGAUGUAUGCAAAUCAUCAUGGCAACGUCAACUUGCAACACAAUGCACUACUAAGUGCAGGCGGUGCCACACCUAGAGGCUCACGCAAUUCCUCGCUGGAUCAUCAUCAGCAAUUGCAUGCACCCCAAGCAACGGCAAGUUCUGCUCGCCUAAAUGGUGGUCCAAUUGAAUGUUCAUCGCGCAAAAAGUCCAGACGUUCGACCAACGACAGUCAACUAUCGAGUCAUAGUCAAGGUUCACUCAGUCUGCCACCACCAACCGCAACGGGGGUUGCCAUCAGCCAUAUGAACGCUAUGAAUAGUAAUAGCGGCAAUAAUAGUAGUAACUAUGAUUUGUCAGCGGCGGCAACGGGCAAUGGUGGUAUGCUGCUAGCGCCAGCACAAGGCUCAAUGGCGCCGGGCCCUUCGAGUAGUUCGAUAUCAUCACACCAAUAUGAUGGCAAUAAUACCAGCGCUAAUGCCGCACACACUAAUAAUAGUAAUCAUAAAAAUAAUAAUUUACCGCCUGCCGCAGGCAAUAAGGAGAACGCCAAACCAACAGAGUUUACUUUACGACGACCGCGAAAUUUCUCGCUUUUAAAUACCUACAAACAAAACUGGAAGACAGCCAACAAUCACUUCCAACGUUACUCAGACGUGAAACCGCGUGAAGAGCGCCGUCCCACAGUUAUCGAUUUGGCCAAUCAGGCAAAUGUGAUGGGCAAAAUUAAUGGUUGGAAACUCUAUCAUUUAAGCUCACAAAUGGAGGAUUUGUGCGAGAACGAAUCGACUGGACUUGAGCAACUGAAUAAUAUGUUAAAGCAGAUGGAGACGCAUGAAAAGAAUCCAGAAAUCGAGCGCAUAAACGAACUACUCAAGGGUAACAUACAGCGUAGUAAAAUCGUCGCCGACGGCAUACAUGAAGCACAAAGUCAAAUGAUGAAAAUUUUUGAACAUAAAUCGCACAUAUCGGAUAUAUUGCAACGGUGCGCAUCGAAGCGUAAUUUUAAAAAGCGCGAAAAAUUUUAAAUCUGUAGCUUUAGCGUGUUUAGCAUUUGUAAAAUAGUUAUUCAUAUUGUUAAAUUUAAUAAUUUUAGAUUUCGUAGAUUUUAAUGCAAUAAAAUAAUUAUUAAGAUAUACCAAUAAAUACUACUUACUAUAAUGCCUUUGCAAUUGUACAUGAA
Messenger RNA from Ceratitis capitata (Mediterranean fruit fly), 5318 nucleotides. It is a transcript of the gene Sap130, whose product is annotated as mucin-5AC. The transcript is spliced from 10 exons. NCBI's taxonomy places the organism in Eukaryota, Metazoa, Arthropoda, Insecta, Diptera, Tephritidae. Gene Ontology annotation, biological process: negative regulation of transcription by RNA polymerase II. Gene Ontology annotation, cellular component: Sin3-type complex. Bases 217 to 5163 code for a protein of 1648 amino acids. The record is from RefSeq and is a predicted model, not a curated record.